Linum trigynum is the source of this 3159-nucleotide messenger RNA. Lineage: Eukaryota; Viridiplantae; Streptophyta; Magnoliopsida; Malpighiales; Linaceae. The record is from the annotation of a GenBank genome assembly.
CUUGCUUAAGUUGUAUAGCUGCUCCAAUUCUCAUACUUUAAUGAUAUCCAAGGUAUUUUACCCACAAUUUCAACGACCAAUACUGCUAAAAUCCACCAGAAGUUGUGCAAUGCAGAUGCAAUUCCAAUCAUUAAAAUAAAAAUCCUAAAAUGCAAUACUUCCCACAAAGAACUUGAAUGCAUUUCCAAUUUAAAUUCUAGGAGCAAUCAAACCAAUUUAAGUAUAGGAGAAAUCGAUACAACACGAAUCGCAAACGGAGUCAUUUCGUUUCCAAUUUUUGUUUUCUAUAUUCAUAGGGAAAAUAAAUGCUGAAAAUUAUUUAGUUCUAUUUUAUAUGUUGUUGCAAUAGGAGCAUGGUAACACAACAUGAAUUAAUUGAAUUGAGUGAACUCACUUUAAAUAAUUGCUUUAUUGUUUUCAAAAGAUGUUUCUUGUGAGAUCCACUUUUCGCAUAUUUUCCUCUCUAUUUUUGGCUUUUUGCAUAACUCAUCCCUAAAACCUUAUUGCCAAUAUUAAUUUCAUAUCUCUCUCCCUCCCUAAUUUCUCAUAACUUGUUAUGUCACACUAUUCCUCCUACUACUUCUUAUUUUUGUCUUAGUUUCAACAUUGAUACUAAACGAGGCGUAAAGAAGUAACAAAUCGAAUUUUUGUUUUUGGUUGUCAACUUCCAUGAUUUCUUAUAAUUACCAACUAGACAUGUUUCUAUUUUCUAUUUUCAUGUUGUUGUACCUCUAUUAUCACAACCCUACUGCAACCACAAUAGCAACAAAGUUGCACUAAAUGAGGCCUUAACUUCAAUAUAUUUAUAGAUUGUGUUGGGGGAUGAGGAAAAAUGACUUAGAGAAUCUACAUCAAUGCAAUUGCAAAGCCAAUUUGUUGUAGAAAAGGAUUUGACAUAAAUGCUAAUAAUGACCUUUUGUUUCAUAUGCACAAGUAUCCAAAUUGAUCUCCCUAUCAGAUAUUAAUGACUACACAGUACACACCCUUUUUAAUUUAACUCUCGAUGACGUGGUAUGGUGAAUUGGCAAACUUUGGGUAGAAUCACAACUUCCAAACAACCUCUAAAUGGAUGCUGACAAAAUAACUAUUUCUUUGAAUUAGUGAAAAACUAAAUAAUCAAUGUGUUAAAUGUCAGAUAUUAAUGACUAGUUUGUCAACGAUCUCAAACUUAAGUGACUAUUUAUGUAAUUGACCCCUAGAGAAAUAGGACAAAAACGUUACCGAACUGGACGAGUAAGUAGAUGCGGAAGUUGAGCCCACGAACUGGCAUUCGAUGAAAACAUAGCGAAUCCAUUGGUGUCGCUUCCCAAACUUUCCCACCCAACGAACACUGAACCUCGUCUUCUCCGCCCCCCUUUCAUUUCUCCUCCCUUCUUCUUCUUCUCCGCUGCUCCCACACGAAUUCACGCCAUUCAUUUCUUCUCCUUCAACCAAUUUCUCCCUACUCUCUCCUGACAAUGGCGUCCGCUUCCUCUUCGCUCCUCUCCAAGGUCCCUACAUCUUCGGCCAACACCAUCUCCUUCUCCGCCUCCCUUUCACCAGCCCUCCCGCUCUUCCCUUCCCAGUUUCACCUCCGCCGCCACCGGAAAACCGGCAAUGCGCUUAGGGUUCAGUCCAAGAUCCGGGAGAUCUUCAUGCCGGCGCUCAGCUCCACCAUGACCGAGGGCAAGAUCGUGUCUUGGAUUAAAUCCGAGGGCGACCUUCUCUCCAAGGGCGAGAGCGUCGUCGUCGUCGAGUCCGAUAAGGCCGAUAUGGACGUCGAGACAUUCUACGACGGCAUUCUCGCCGCAAUUGUCGUUCCGGAGGGCGAGUCUGCUCCCGUGGGAGCCCCGAUUGGACUCUUAGCCGAGACUGAAGAAGAAAUCGCUGAAGCGAAAGCCAAAGCUGCUAGCGCCGGUGGCUCUUCUCCUGCUCCUGCUCCCGCUGCAGCUGCAGCUGCUCCAGCUGUUUCCCCGAGUCCUCCUGCCACUGCUGCUUCGGCUCCUCCGCCGCCGCCGCGUCCCGCAGACGGGCCGAGGAAGACGGUGGCGACGCCUUCUGCUAAGAAAUUGGCUAAGCAGCACAAGGUGGAUAUUAGUAAGGUGGUUGGGACAGGGCCAUUCGGUAGGGUAACGCCAGGAGACAUUGAAGCUGCCGCCGGGAUCGUGUCUACAAAGCCGAAUGUGGCAGCCCCGGCCGUGGCGGCACAGUCUGCUCCAGUUGCUGCUCCUAAAGUUGCAUCCGCUCCUUCAACCCCUGCAUUGCCAGGUUCUACAGUUGUACCCUUUACAACUAUGCAAUCCGCGGUAUCUAAGAACAUGCUGGAGAGUCUUUCCGUGCCCAGUUUCCGAGUCGGGUAUCCGAUCACGACGGAUGCUCUUGAUGCCCUCUAUGAGAAGGUGAAACCGAAGGGCGUGACAAUGACUGCGCUGUUGGCAAAGGCUGCCGCAAUGGCACUUGCUCAGCACCCUGUUGUUAAUGCCAGCUGCAAAGACGGAAAGAGUUUUACUUACAACAGUAACAUCAACAUUGCUGUGGCAGUUGCAAUCAAUGGCGGGUUGAUAACUCCUGUUCUUCAGGAUGCUGAUAAGCUAGACCUUUAUCUACUGUCCCAAAAAUGGAGAGAGCUUGUGGAGAAGGCCAGAGCUAAGCAGCUUCAGCCCAAUGAGUACAAUUCAGGGACUUUCACUCUAUCCAAUUUGGGAAUGUUUGGAGUGGAUAGAUUUGAUGCCAUUCUUCCCCCUGGCCAAGGUGCUAUCAUGGCUGUUGGAGCCUCAAAGCCUACUGUAAUCGCUGAUAAGGAUGGGUUCUUCAGUGUGAAAAACAAAAUGCUGGUGAAUGUAACAGCUGAUCAUCGGAUCGUGUACGGUGCUGACUUAGCUGCCUUCCUCCAGACAUUCUCAAAGAUCAUUGAGAACCCUGAAAGCCUCACUAUGUAGACAAGCCCUAGCUGUUACGAGCCGAUAGAUUUCAAUUAAUUCAAUCACCUGGCGAGAUAGAGUAUCUAUUCGAUUUGGAUUGCUGUAAGCCUGUUGAAACCUGCUUCUUUCUUUCCAUCUUUUCACUGCCCAGUUUUUACUAAUUGUAAUAUCGUCAUUCAUUUUGUUUCUGAGCUGAAAAGGGUGUCUUAUACGCUCUCGGCUGUUGUGUUAAAGAUGACAAUAAAAAUGAUCUUGAGAG